AUGUCCUUUCAACAUACAGUUCGACCUCCUUUCAGUGCUGCUGCUCGUGGACCACCCGGUCAGAAUAUGCAACAAAUGGGAGGCCGUCGUGUCGUUGCAUCCGAUCCCCGAUUGCACCAAAUAGUUGGGAAGAACCAAUUUAACAAGAAAAGACGUCGUAUGGCUGAUCGCCUUUUAACCAAGACUGUGCGUCAAAUCAUCCCUGAGUCAGAAUCCUACAUGGAACUGCUGGAGGUAGAAAAGAAGCUGGAUCUAGUUUUAAUGCGGAAACGACUAACCCUUCAGGAAUCGCUGAAGCAGCCGCUCAAGACCAAACGCAUCCUUCGAGUCAUGCUGAGUAGCACGUUCAAACCUGGCAACAUUGAUUCCAUUGGUCCCGACGGACAGCCCGUCAAUGACGGUUGCCCUCCUGGUUGGGAACUGAAGGUCGAGGGACAGCUUCUGGAAAAGCCACCUGGCCAACCGAACGGUCCUCCUACUGUUGACACCAGAUUUCGUCGCAAGUUCUCCACAUUCUUCAAGUCUCUAGUCAUUGAACUUGAUCAUGAACUCUAUGGACCGGAUAACCACUUAGUCGAAUGGCAUCGCACCUCUUCAACUACGGAAACUGAUGGAUUUCAAGUGAAACGCUCUGGGGACAGCAAUGUGCGUUGCACAAUUCUCUUGAUGUUGGACUACCAGCCACCGCAGUACAAGCUGGAUCCCCGCCUCGCUCGCAUUCUCGGACUUCACACGGGCACUCGAUCGCAGAUCUUCUAUGCUCUCUGGAACUACAUCAAGGUUCACAGACUGCAAGAUUCCCACGAAAAGGAUUUCAUCAACUGCGAUGCCUACCUGGAGCAGGUCUUUGGAUGUCCUAGGAUGCGUUUUGCAGAGAUUCCCAGCCGUCUGAUUCAACUACAGCAGGCUCCAGACCCGAUUGUCAUCAAUCAUGUCAUCGUGAACGAUCCUGAGGAUCCCAAUAAGACUCUGUGCUACGACAUAGAAGUCGAAGUUGAUGAUGUGUAUAAGUCAAUGGUGCAAAACUAUCUUCAAAAUACUCAAUCAAACCAGGAGCUGAUGGCUAUUGACAACAAGAUCCACGAGUUGGUGGAGCAGAUAAACCAGAUGAAGGUGCAUCGCGAGUUCUACUUGGAGUUCAGUCAGGACCCGCACACGUUCAUAACGCGGUGGCUGGCGAGCCAGUCGCAUGACCUGCAGCAGAUGACGGACGCAACACCUGGGCAUCCGGAGCAGGAACGCCACGCGGACUUUUACGACGCCUCGUGGGUGUACGAAGCCGUGAAGCGCUACCUCUACAACAGGAAAUUCAAAAAGCUGCCCAAAAGCAAAGCUAUCUACCUGCAUUGUGAAAAGUGGAAGAAGAGCUAA
Molecule: messenger RNA, 1371 nt
Organism: Echinococcus granulosus
Lineage: Eukaryota; Metazoa; Platyhelminthes; Cestoda; Cyclophyllidea; Taeniidae
Product: SWI/SNF-related matrix-associated actin-dependent regulator of chromatin subfamily D member
Exons: 10
Coding region: 1-1371 (456 amino acids)
Biological process (GO): regulation of transcription by RNA polymerase II
Cellular component (GO): nucleus; SWI/SNF complex
Source: RefSeq, a predicted model, not a curated record